Botrytis cinerea B05.10 is the source of this 1054-nucleotide messenger RNA. RefSeq names its product Bcaps2 (gene Bcaps2). Bases 272 to 706 code for a protein of 144 amino acids. Gene Ontology annotation, cellular component: intracellular membrane-bounded organelle; AP-2 adaptor complex. Gene Ontology annotation, molecular function: clathrin-cargo adaptor activity. NCBI's taxonomy places the organism in Eukaryota, Fungi, Ascomycota, Leotiomycetes, Helotiales, Sclerotiniaceae. The record is from RefSeq and is a predicted model, not a curated record. The transcript has 4 exons. Gene Ontology annotation, biological process: clathrin-dependent endocytosis; protein transport.
GAACAACAUGUCCCAUACUUUCAACCAAUAUAGAGUUGAAACCCCCCAAAUUGUAAAAUGCAUUUCCAGCAAAAUGACAUUCGUAAACCCGCAUCCAUAUCAUAUCAUAUCAUAUCUUCUCGUAACGUUCGGCUCUCAAGCUACAGUGCACUAAACGCACCCACCCACCCCACAGCCACAUCUCGACCACCGUAAUAUCCGGACCUCCCAUAACCUCACCUCAUCUCACAACCAUCGCCCUCCCUUUCAAAAGCUGCAAGCCAAACACACAAUGGUUCUCUCCUUCGUCCUGAUACAAAACCGCCAAGGUAAAACCCGACUCGCGAAAUGGUACGCUCCCUACAACGAUGAAGAGAAGAUCAAGCUCAAGGGCGAAGUGCAUCGACUCGUAGCCCCGCGCGAUCAAAAAUACCAAUCGAAUUUCGUCGAGUUUCGCAAUAAUAAAAUUGUCUAUCGUCGCUAUGCGGGUCUCUUCUUCUGCGCGUGCGUCGAUGCGAAUGAUAAUGAGUUGGCGUAUCUAGAGGCGAUACAUUUUUUUGUCGAGGUGCUGGAUAGCUUUUUCGGGAAUGUGUGUGAAUUGGAUUUGGUGUUUAAUUUUUAUAAGGUGUACGCCAUAUUAGAUGAAGUAUUUUUGGCUGGAGAAAUUGAGGAGACGAGUAAACAAGUUGUUUUGACGAGGUUGGAGCAUCUGGAUAAAUUGGAAUGAUUGUGGAAACAUAAGAGGCUGGUCUACUAAAAUUGGUCAACAGUAAUGGCAGUAAGCAGCUCGUAGCAGUCGAUACCAAAGGGAAAGUUAGGAGUUUAGGAGUUUAACUGCAGGCAUAAAACUGGCGCAAGGCGAAUUUACAGUCAAAACCUAGAUUUGUCACGCGAGCGGCACCAUUAUUGAGGUACUCUGAUUCAUAUGUUUCUCUCCUUGCACAAAUAGCAAGCUAAAAUGCUCUUCUCUUGUCACCUAUCACUCAGUGUACCAUACCUCCCAACCUUCAACUCUCAUACAACAGCAACUUCAAAAAGCUACUUUAGAAGCAAAAUAAUUGUCAAAGUCUGUGUA